Molecule: messenger RNA, 4884 nt
Organism: Acanthamoeba castellanii str. Neff
Lineage: Eukaryota; Discosea; Longamoebia; Acanthamoebidae
Product: RhoGAP domain containing protein
Exons: 21
Coding region: 1-4884 (1627 amino acids)
Biological process (GO): regulation of GTPase activity; signal transduction
Cellular component (GO): cytoplasm
Molecular function (GO): protein binding; metal ion binding
Source: RefSeq, a predicted model, not a curated record
AUGAAGAAGGCGGCGCCGUCGGCCCCUGUCGGGUCGCUCGCCACCUCUCCUAGCACCCUUGUCGUAGGAGGAACCGAUGACGACCUGAGCGUCACCAUCAAGCUCGACGAGAAGAAGCUGAAAGCGGUGCCCCCGGAGUGGGUCACCCGGUGGGUCGAGGAUGGAGCCUUUGCCGCCAGCGUGCGCGUGCUGUCCCUCCGCAACAAUCAGCUCAGGCAGCUUCCUCCCGAAAUCGGAUACCUCAAGAACCUGGAGGCGCUGCACCUCGACAACAAUCAGUUGACUGCAUGGCCCGAGGAGAUGGCCAGCCUGCGCAAGCUGAAGAUGCUCACGUUCGAGGGCAACGACCAACUCAAAGAGCUUCCCUUUUUCGACCAGUUUCCCGAACUCAGAUCUCUCAAGGUGACGCGCCGAGUCAACUACCGCAUCCCCAUCAAGGUGGCCGCGGGCGGUGGCGAUGCCAUAUUGGACUACCUCCGCACCAUCCGGGUGCUCUCCGAACGCCUUGCACCUCAGAAGCUCGUCGUGUCGUUUGACCCCAAGGCGCACUGGAUUCCCGACAAGGACGCUCCGGGGUGCGCUGAGUGCAAAGUCAGAUUCUCGGUGUUCACUUGGCGGCUUACGUCUGCCUACUAUUACCAGUACCACUGCGACUUGUGCGGAAAAAACUUUUGCUUCAAGGAGCUGAGUCCUCAGAAGAUGCCCAUCCCCUACCUCUCCCUCUCUCCCGCCGAGGUUUGCACGGAUUGCCAUCGAUGCCUGGCACAAACCGCAUCUGCGUUCUCGUCAUCAAACGUGAACAGAGUGCGCAUUCCUCCGCACACAAGCGAUGAGACACUCGCGGUGUCGGACAGCGGCAAGAGGAGGAGCAGGCCGACAACGCCUCGCACCGCCGAAGCGCAGCAGCCCGUGAACGGCCACGAACUCCGGAAGCGCGAAAGCGAAGGCGGACAGCUGAGCCCGCGCCAGGCCGGAGACGACCCGAAGGGCAAGGAGAAGGAAGGCACCACUGACGACGAAGACGACGAUGAGACCAGCUCCGACGAUGCCGAGGUGGACCCUCGGAAGCUGCUCGAGAAGUGGAAGAUCCAAUCACUCGCCAAGCUGAGGGAGGAGACCAAGCGCGGGAUCGAGCUGAUGAAGAAGGAGAUCACCGAGGCCAAGGACAGGGAACUGCGCGAGCUGCGCAGGGAGACCGACAUCCUGCGUGCAGAGCUGGUGGCCGAAAAGCGCCGCAAGGACCGCGGCAAACAGAGGGAGAAGAUCGACCGCGAGGUCCAACUCCAGACCGAACUCGCCAAGAAGAAGGACGAAGUCGCCGCCCUCCAGGACAAGCUCUCCAAAGCCAACAAGGGAAGAGAGCAGCUGCAAAGCAAGCUCCGCAACAUUCGGGAGAGCACCAAGUCGAUGGCCGAUCUCCGGCGCGACUCGCGACGCGACGCGGUAGCCGGCACAGGCGACGUGCAGGAGGUUAGCAGGCGUGAGGAGUUGGAGGCCCGCGAGAAGGAGGUCGCCGAGCGCGAGCGCGAGCUAAAGGAGCGCGGCGAACAGCUCGAGCGCGCCCGCGCCGAGCGCGAGGCGGAAGUACUCGAGAAGGCCGAGAUCAGCAGUCGCAUUACCGAGCUGGCCAAGAUGGUCGAAGACGAGCGCGCCAAGAGCGAGCGCAUCGAAGCCGAGUGGUCGCUCGCGCGUGACUCCGAGCGGGUGCGCCGCGAGCAGGAAGCUAAGCUCAACUCCGAGCUGCAGGAAAGGGCGGAGCUCGAGCAGAGAGAGCGCGCAAAGAGCGAAGAGAGGCUGCAGGCGCUCGCGCAGCAGCUCGACGCCGCGCAAAGAGAGAAGCGCGAACUGGAGCACGCGAUCCGGGCGGAGCUGAACGCGAAGGCGGCCGAGAGGGAAAGCGAAGUCAAGAGCGAAAGCGAAGCUAAGGAGCGCGAGUGGCAGCGGAGGGAGAGCGAAGCCGCGCGCAAGAUCGAUGAGGAGGCGCGGCUGAGGCAGGAAGCCCUCCAAAAGUUGGCGAGUGUCGAGCGCGAGCUGGCCGAGGCCAAGGCGCAGCGGGGCGAGGAGGAGGGGGAGCAGAUGCGACAGCUUCGCGAGAGGAUAGCGCAACUGCAGGCGGAGCUCGAGCAGGAAAGGGCGCAGGUCGCGAAGGCGACGAAGGCCCUCGAGGCCCAGCUGGCGCAGGCAGCCGGCGCGCUAACCCAGGCAAAGAACGAAAGCGACGAAAGAGAGAAGCGCAUCUCUUCGCUUCUUGCGGCGGAGAAGGAGCGCGAGACAGCAAAGAGCGAAAGCGAAGCCGCGAGACGCCAAGCCGAAGAAAGAAGCGCUGAGGUCGAGCGUAGGAGCCAGGAGGAGAAGCGCGAAUGGAUGCGCAGGGAGGACGAGCUGCGCGCGGCGCUGGCCGAAGAGCGAAAGCGAAAGGACGACGCGCUGGAGACGAUCGAAUCGAUGACGAUGGAUCUCGACAGCGCGCGCCGCGACAGUCAAUCGAUCGCUCAGCGCCUGACCGAAGAGAAGAGGGCGGCUCUCGUCGAGGAGUCAGCCAAGGCGCACGCGCUGCAGGCCACCGUCGACCAGCUGCAGGGCCAGCUCAACGAGGCCAGGAGCCACGGCGCGAGCGCGACAUCAGCGAUCGAGGCCCGGCUCGCCGCCCAAGCCCAGGCGCUGGCCGCGGCCCAGGCCGAAGCCGACCAGAAGGCCCGCCGAGCCACGGAGCUCGAGGCGGAGGUAGGCCGGCUGCGGGCCAAGAGCGAAAGCGACAAGAGUGAAAGCGAAGAAAGAGCGAAGAGUGCGGCGCGCGAGCACGACGCGGAGAAAGCGAAGAGCGCCGACCUGCAGGCCAAGCUGGCCGCGCUCGAGAAGGAGCUCGAACAGAGUCGCGCCCAGGAGGCGCAGAAGCAGGCAUCCGUCGACGCCGUGGGCCAGAAGCUGGCGGCGCUGCAGAGCGAACUGCUCGCCAAGGAGCAAGCGGUGGUCGAAGCCCGUGAGAAGCAGGAGCUGCUGGUCGCUGAGCUGAAGCGCGCGCAAAGCGAGGCAGCCGACCAUGACAAGAAGGUCGUUGAGCUGCGGGAAUCGCUCGACGCGGCGACCUGCAGGGCUGGCCAGCGCGGCGAGCUCGAGGAGCAGGAGACAGCUAAGGCACAGGCAGAGCUGAUCGAGGCCAGGCGCGCGGUCGAGCGCGCCGAGCAGCUGUUGAGUCAGGAGCGCGAGCAGCGCGCACGAUUCGAGCACGAGCUCGAGAUCGCCGCGCAGAAGUUGAAGGCGACGUGCGAGCAGCGACGGCGUGAGAGCGAGAGCAGCAGCGACGCCUUGGAGGCUUCGGUCUCGGUCGUGGCAGCGGAGGAGCUCGCCGAGCUGCAGCACAAGAUCGGCAACCUCGAAACGCUGCUCGAAGCAAUGCGCGACGAGGUCAAGCGCGCCCACGAAGCCGAGGAGGAGGCCGACAGGUUCAAGGAAUCAAACGAGCAAGAGCUGCACGAGCUGCGGGAGCUGGUCAAGGAGAAGGACAACCAGCUGCGCCGGACCAGGCAGCGCAUGAACAACCGCGUCUCGCAGCUCAUCCUCGGCAUGGAGGAGGGCGAGGGCCUCGAGGCCCUUCGUCAGCAGCUCGACGAGAAGGAGAAGGAGCUGGAGGAGGCCAAGGCCAAGGCCGUCGAGGAGGGCCGCAUCCAGCUGGCCAAGGUCAUGAAGCUUGUCGAAGACAAAGCCAAGGAGAUGAAGAAGAUGAAGAAGCAGCUCAAGGAGGUGAAGAAGAAGAGCAAGACGAGCGAGAUCGAGCUGGAGAAGGCCCAAGCCAAGAUCCUCCUGUACGAGGAACAGCUCCAGCACGAGAAGAAUGGUCUCCUGGGGAAGGAAAAGAUGAGCUUGAUUUCCAAGAUCGAGCAGCUCAAGACGCACGAGCUGCAACUCAUGGAAGAACUCUCCAACAUGCAGUCCAGGAAACGAGCGCCGUCGUUCUCGGCGCUGCCGCUGUUGAAGGGCACGACCAAGGCCAAGCUCCUGGGCUCCCUCUCGGCCAUGCCCGCCGAAGACGCCGAGCAGCUGAAGAAAGAAAAGAAGGAACUCAAGGAAAAGGAGAGGAAGGAAAAGGAGGACAAGAAGGAGAGGAAACGCAAGGAAAAAGAAAAGGAAAAGAUGCAGGCCGGCAAGGACCCCAAGGCCAUCACCCCGCGCGGCCUCGGCAAGAAGGGCGACAAGAAGCUUCCUCAGAAUCCUGUGUUUGGAGUAUCGCUGGAGGAGAUCCAUCAGAAGGAUCCGUCGCGCACCGUGCCACGGGUGGUUGAGCGGCUGGUGCAGUAUCUCGAGGAACAUGAGGUGUUUGAGACCGAGGGCAUCUUCCGCAAGUCCGGGCGCAAUCUCUCGAUCGAUGCCCUCCGCAAGGAAUUCGACUUUGCGGGCCAGGGCAAGGAAGACGACGUCAGCCUCGUCGACGACGAAAACGUCGGCAUUCACGAGGUCGCGGGCACGCUGAAGUUGUUCCUGCAAAUGCUCCCCGAGCCUCCGCUUUCCUACCAACUCUACAACUCGUACAUCGCUCUUCAAGACACGUUUGAGAGCUUGCGGCGAGAGAAGACCGAGCAGGAAGAGGAGGUGUGUCGCGAGGAGUACCUCGCCUCGCUGGUGGCCCUGCUCAAGCAGCUGCCCAAAGCCAACCUCGACCUCCUCUUCUACAUCCUCAAGUUCUGCAACAAGCUCAGCAAAUCGGCCGAGCAGACCAAGAUGACAUCGCACAAUCUGUCGCUCAUCUUCUCCCCGUCGCUCUGCAGCCCCGAGGUGCCCGACAUCACCUACCAGACUCAGAUGCCCAAGCUCGGGGGGAUGGUGAAGACGAUGAUGGACGAGGUGUUCGCCAUUGAGGCCGCCGUGUGCAGCACCAGCUCCCACUGA